This is a messenger RNA of Aspergillus luchuensis, 1221 nucleotides long. RefSeq names its product alpha/beta hydrolase. The record is from RefSeq and is a predicted model, not a curated record. NCBI's taxonomy places the organism in Eukaryota, Fungi, Ascomycota, Eurotiomycetes, Eurotiales, Aspergillaceae. The transcript has a single exon. Bases 1 to 1221 code for a protein of 406 amino acids.
AUGCCGGCUGGUGACCUUCUGGCCUCGCUACUCAAGCAUGCCUCUUUUUCGGCCGCCAUCGCGGUCGGCUUAUACGCGACGCUGUUGGGCCUACUGACAACGCAAACUUUCCAAUCCCACGUGGUGUAUCUGCAUGCCUUCGAAAUGACAUGGCUUAAGGACCUCAAUGUCCCUGAAACCUUUGGCUUUCUACGGAACCAGGUCACCCCUUUUACAAUCUGGACUCCCGAUGGGGAGCAGCUUUACGCCUGGCACAUCCUGCCCGUAGAACUGUACCGUCAGCACGAACAAUCCCUGGUCGCGGAGCCCGCCGGAUUGGUCUCCGACAUUACCUCCCGGCUCUCCUUCCAGCUUCUGCGCGACGAUCCUGACGCUCGCCUGAUCUUGCACAUGCAUGGUGCCGGGGGUACGGUGGGUUCGGGAUAUCGCGUUCCUAACUACCGGGCGCUGUCCGCUGGCCAGCCAGAGAAGAUCCAUGUUCUCACUGUUGACUAUCGGGGGUUUGGGCGGAGUACUGGUCAACCCUCGGAGGCGGGCCUGAUCACCGACGCCCGUGCGGUGGUCGACUGGGCCAUGACGGUCGCUGGCAUUCCCCCUUCUCGUAUUCUCAUCUUCGGUCAGUCCAUGGGGACUGCCGUCAGCCUUGCCAUCACCCGCGACCUGGCCGUCCAAUCUCCGCCCGUGGUCUUUGCUGGCACCGUGCUGGUGGCCCCGUUUGUUGACGUUGCGACGUUGGUUUCGACCUACCGUGUGGCGGGCACCAUUCCGAUCCUGUCCCCACUUGCGCGCUUCCCAUGGCUCUUCGAAUCUCUGCAGCGCUUCAUCCGGGACAAGUGGCUGAGCAAGGAUCGCAUUGCCGAGUACGUACGGGCCAACGAAGUGAACAGGGAAAGAUACCAUCUUACCAUCAUUCAUGCCGAAGACGACUACGACAUCCCCUCGUACCACAGCCAAGCCGUGUUCUGGCAUGCAGUCCGAGGAACUGUACUUGGAGGCAUCAGCUACGAUGAGCUAGAGCUCAAGAAACUAGACACCAAAGUAGACCUUGGCGCUGCUGGUACUGUCGUGGAAUGGAAGACCGACAAUGGCAUCAUCCGGGAACAGAUCCUGAAGACUGGCUUGCAUGAUACUAUAAUGGGGUAUCCGGUAGUUACCAUGGCCGUUAUGCGUGCCUUCGAAUCGGUAAACCCGGCCUUCACGGGUCUGCUGCACGGAAACUAG